Molecule: messenger RNA, 1800 nt
Organism: Aureococcus anophagefferens
Lineage: Eukaryota; Pelagophyceae; Pelagomonadales; Pelagomonadaceae
Exons: 13
Coding region: 1-1800 (599 amino acids)
Biological process (GO): fatty acid biosynthetic process
Molecular function (GO): fatty acid synthase activity; 3-oxoacyl-[acyl-carrier-protein] synthase activity
Source: RefSeq, a predicted model, not a curated record
AUGUCUGCUGUUUCUGUGGCUUAUGGGAACUUUUUUCUUGGGGAACUUAACCUGGAACGUGUUGCGUGGGGAAUGUCUUUUGCAGAGGUUUCUGCCAUUGAUCCACAGCAGCUGAUUCUUUUAGAAAUUUGCUAUGUCGUAUUUUCAGACAUGGAAUCAACAGAUUGUAGGGCUCAUCUUUUUGAAUCUCAUGUUGGGGUUUACCUUGGUAUUUCAGGAUCCCUUGCACCUAAAUCUCAAAACAGGGUGAGCGUGUACGCCGGGACAUCCAACGCGAUGGCCGUCGCUUCUGGCCGCAUCUCAUACACACUCGGUCUUACCGGCCCAUGUUUUCCUAUUGAUACUGCAUGUUCAGCAUCCCUCAUCGCACUCCAUGUUGCCACCAGUGCAAUGCAGUUUGCCGAAUGCAAACGCGCCUGCGCCUGCGGAGAGGGACUUCUGGAAAUGAUGGUUGGCGCUGCCGUUGGCGCCUUGAACUCAAAUUCGCGCUCAGUUAGCUGCGCGUCCUUAAAGUCAAACAGCGGCCACCUGGAACCAUCUGCAGCCGCGGCAGGCCUCGUUUCUCUAAUCCUCAUGCCUCUUAUCGCGUGGGUGAUUGCGGUUAACGCGCUGAACGUGCACCUGUCUUCGAUCACGCAAUCAUCGUCGUUUCAAAUGCCUGCUGAGUUGGUACCGCCAGCAGUCGACAGCUGCCUCGGAUUUUUGCUUGAAUUUGCGCCUUUUUUUGGUGGUGAUGCAACUGACGCCGGCGCUUUACUCGGCGAGCUUCGUGUUGAACCACAAAUUGAGAUCUUGGCCGCAGCCUCAGCUAUCACUCCCAACUCAAUUUUUCAGGAACUCAGCAAGCACGCGGAUACUAUAAACAUCUCCAUCGGAAUUGGUGAACCGGGCCCAGUGCAAUUUGUUCCUUCGCCAUUACAGGAGCAGGAUUCUCCGGCCUGUUACUUGCGAGAAAAGUCCUCUCUGAUGGUCACUAAUGCCUGCUACUCGAGCGGGGUUCGAAUCAUAGACGACGUCAACUUUCACCGAAUCAAGUUUGGUGCGCUGGUGCUUGGGAUACGCACCCACAAGCGUAUACUCGCUACCCAAGUAUCAUUGUUUGGCAUAAACCGACGACUCGGAGCACUUCGCCAUCUGCAGUUUGCCGAUGAACAUCGCUUUCAAGGCACCUGUUGUUACGGGGUGGAAAAUGAGAUCACACAUGUCGAACUCAGUUUUGCCAAUGUGUUGAUUGUUGGUGCAGGUGCAUUCGCGGCCGAAAAUGUGCGCACUGCGUUUGAACGUGGCGCCAGCCGUGUGGCAGUUUUUUCUCAUGCAAAAGCAGGGUCGCAGCACAUUUUUGCUGCAUGGAAUUCUGCUUUUGAACACUGUUGUGUUACCAAGCCAGAGUGCUGGUUGGAAGGGCGGAUGUCGCCACACGGACACACCGUCUCGGUAUCAGACAUAUGGCUUGUGGCUCACUACUACGGCCUUCUUUCCACGACGCUCGGUGAAGUCCAGCAAAUAGGUGGGGAAGCAAUUUCUUGUGAUAUGGUCGUCAAAUGUACAGGGUAUUGGAAAAAUGAAAGGGCCGAGGCAAUUCUAGACAAUGCCGGCGGAUUCCAAAGCCCAAGCGGGUCGAGCUACUUGGAAGCGGCAGCGCUCAACAUACUCAUGCUGAUGAAGUUUUUCGAAAGCCGAGAUUGUCUUGACUCCGAAGGGAUGGCAGUGGACGUCAUAGAUUUUCCAGCAUCCGCAGCAUUUCAAGAGCAAGCUCAUUUUAUGACCAAAAACGCUGCGUAUGCGGCUGCCGCCUAUUAG